Phycodurus eques (leafy seadragon) is the source of this 3843-nucleotide messenger RNA. It is a transcript of the gene slc39a7, whose product is annotated as solute carrier family 39 member 7. The coding region runs from base 584 to 3151 and encodes 855 amino acids. The record is from RefSeq and is a predicted model, not a curated record. The transcript is spliced from 9 exons. Gene Ontology annotation, cellular component: membrane. Gene Ontology annotation, biological process: zinc ion transmembrane transport; intracellular zinc ion homeostasis. Lineage: Eukaryota; Metazoa; Chordata; Actinopteri; Syngnathiformes; Syngnathidae. Gene Ontology annotation, molecular function: zinc ion transmembrane transporter activity.
UAACACAAAAACAGACAGUCAUUAUUACAUAAAAUAAAACCAGAGAGGAGCAAACGGGAAAUUGUUUCUUAUUCUUAAUGUUUGUCUUGUUUUUUGUUUCUUUCUUUCGCAAUAUCUUUAUUGAAAGUUUGAUAUGACGUCACAAAGCUUCAACAGGAUGUGCCAGCAAAUAAUCCGCUGGAAAGAAUCUCGCGAGACUUGCCACUCCCCCUUCCCCGCCCCACUUUCUCUCCUUGGCAACCCAAGACGCUAUAAAAGCUGCCCUUGCGUUAUAUAAUCACCCGGUAAUGUCUCAAACGUUUGGAAACACAUCCACGUAGCACUUUAUGAAUCCGAAAAUCACACGUAUGGAGUAUUAUUUCCAGCAAGGGAGCAGGGAAGAAGACGUCGCGCUUGGAAUCGGGAUGUCUUCUCGCGGGAUUUGGGGGUUUUGAGCGACUGCCACGUCUCGGCUCGCAGCUAGCAAAACUCCAGGUAGCAAACAUCAUCCGACGUGGACCUGCGUCAAGUUUCUCCCGACGCACCAAAUACAGACAAACGGCACACGCAGCCGCUGGACCAUCGGCGCCCUCCGGUAAAUAUCAUGGGGCGUCCACAUCUGCUGUUGGUGACACUGGCCUCCUCUGCGCUACUGCUGCUGCUCGCCUCGCAUCUCAGCGACGCUGACAGCCAUUCGCACGACCACCAUCACGGUCACCAUCAUGGCCACGCCCACAGAGAUGACCACCAUCACCACAGCCACUCGCACGGCCCGGAGGUGAAGAUGUACCACGGCGCCAGCAAGUGGAGCGCUGAGGCCAACCUGCCGCCGGGGGAGGAGGAGCACCACGGGCACGAGCACUGGCAUGGUGAUCACCACGGUCAUGACCCUGACCAAGACCACGGAGACGAGCAUGACGAUGAGCGCCUGGAAAAUGAUGACCACGCACACGACAAUGAAUGGGGUAAUGACCAUGACCGUGUGCAAAAUGAAAACUACGAGCUUACCCGUGAUGACUUUCUAAACGAUGAGCAAGUGCAAAACGAUGACCACGGUCACACCGAUGACCAUGCGCACGCCGAUGACCAAGAACAAUUUGAUGAACAAGACCAGGCUGAUGAUCACAGUCACGCUGAUGAUCACAGUCACACUGAUGAUCACGGUCAUCCCGAUGACCAAAGGCACGCUGAUGAUCACGAUCACGGCGAUGACCAUGCGCACGCCGAUGACCAAGAACAAUUUGAUGAACAAGACCAGGCUGAUGAUCACAGUCACACUGAUGAUCACGGUCAUCCCGAUGACCAAAGGCACGCUGAUGAUCACGAUCACGGCGAUGACCAUGUGCACGGCGAUUACCAAGAGCAGGCCGAUGAGCACGGUCACGCCGAUGACCACGCGCACGGCGAUUACCAAGAGCAACCCGAUGAUCACAGUCUCGCCGAUGAUCACAGUCACACCGAUGACCACGGGCAUGUCGAUUACCGAGAGCAGGCCGAUGACCAAGAGCAACCCGAUGAUCACGGUCUCGCCGAUGAUCACAGUCACACCGAUGACCACGGGCAUGUCGAUUACCGAAAGCAGGCCGAUGACCGAGAGCAGGCUGAUGAUCACGGUCAUGCCGAUGAUCACGGUCACGCUGAUGACUAUGCGCACGCCGAUGACCAAGAACAAGCCGAUGAACAAGAACAAGCCGAUGAACAAGAGCAGGCUGAUGACCACGUUCAUGCCGAUGAUCACGGUCACGCCGAUGACUACGCGCACGCCGAUGACCAAGAACAAGCCGAUGAACAAGAGCAGGCUGAUGAUCACGGUCACACUGAUGACCAAGAGCAGGCCGAUGACCAAGAGCAGGCCGAUGAUCACGGUCACACUGAUGAUCAAGGUAAUGCCGAUGACCAAGAGCAGGCCGAUGAUCACGGUCACGGCGAUGACAAUACACAUGCCGUCUGGCAUGACAAUGACCGUGCGCACAGUGAUGAACACGAGCAAACCGAUUACCACGAGAAUGCCGAUGAAUAUGCGCACGACGCUGAUGACCACGGGCGCAGCCAUUGGCACAACCACGGUCAUGCACACAAGCACGAGGAUGACCACGGGCACAGCCACGACCGCAGCCACACACACGACCACGGUCAUGCGCACGACCACCACGGUCAUGGUCACGCACCCGCUCCCGGAGAAAUGAAGAGUGACGCAGAGAAGCGGGACUUGAUGGAGCUGUGGAUGCAGGCCAUCGGCGCCACGCUGCUAAUCAGCGCCGCGCCGUUCCUCAUCCUCUUCCUCAUCCCGGUUCAGUCCAACAGCGACCAGCACAGAAACCUGCUUAAGGUGCUGCUGAGCUUUGCGUCGGGAGGCCUGCUGGGCGACGCCUUCCUCCACCUCAUACCGCACGCUUUGGCAGAGCCGCACUCCCACCACGGCGGCGCCGCCGCGCACGCUGCUGAGGAGUCGCACGGCCACGGACACUCGCACGGCGGUGCCCACGAUCACAUGAUGUCAGUGGGCCUGUGGGUGCUGGGUGGCAUCGUCGCCUUUCUGAUUGUGGAGAAGUUUGUGCGUUUGCUGAAGGGAGGCCAAUCGCACGGACACUCGCACGGUGUUGCUAAGGAGAAGGACAGCGACGGAGAGGAAAAGAAGGCACCAAAGAAGAAGAAGGUGGAAAAGAGUGUUGGGAAGAAAAUUGAAGAAAAUAAAAAAAAAAUGUGUGUUGCUGCGGCAGACAUCAAGGUGUCCGGCUACCUCAACCUGGCGGCCGACUUCACCCACAAUUUCACGGACGGCCUGGCCAUCGGCGCGUCCUUCCUGGUGGGUCCCGCGGUGGGCGCCAUCACCACCCUCACCAUCCUGCUGCACGAGGUGCCGCACGAGAUCGGAGACUUUGCCAUCCUGGUCCAGUCCGGCUGCACCAAGAGAAAGGCCAUGUGUCUGCAACUGGUCACCGCCGUGGGAGCCCUGGCCGGCACCGCCUGCUCACUGCUGGCCGAAGGCGUGGGUGCGGCGGCCACCGCUUGGAUCCUCCCCUUCACGGCGGGCGGCUUCGUUUACAUCGCCACGGUGACGGUCCUCCCGGAGCUUCUGUCCGGCCGCUCCAGUUUCGGCCAGUCUCUGAUGGAGAUUCUGGCCAUGCUGUUCGGCGUCGGCAUGAUGGUUCUGAUCGCAGAGUACGAGUGAAAAAAAAAAAAAAAAAGCUUGAAAUAACGUCUUUUAGUUGUUGUUUUCUCCUUUCUUCACCUUUUUAUUUGUAUGUGGGACAAACGUCUUUAUUUUGUGGGGUUGCUGUAGCAGCAUCUUUUUUUGUUUUUCAGAGGGGUAAUGAGCUGAUGGACACGUCAGGAGAGGACUUACACUUUAACGCACACAUUGUUCUUGUACAAAAUACCUGCUUGGUUUGAAGCACACGUGGAUGGAAUAUUCACAAAUGUGAAGCCGCAGACAUGACAUGAGAAAAAUAUUUUUAAAGUUGUGGCCACAAUAUAGAUAUAACAGGCACUAAAUGCUAAUUUGUGGCUAUAAAUUUAGGUAAAAGUGUGCACACAAAAUAUUAGUUCUGAACCACGAAAUGCUAAAAUACCUCAAAGUACUACUCUGUAAUCACGACUAUCCAGGAUUAUGUAUUUUGUGCACACAUUAUACCUAAUUUGUGACCACAAAUUUUUAUUUUUAUUUUUUGCGCAAUCGAGUGUGGACACUAUUAUUUUUUUAAAUCCCCCCCCCGUCAUGCCCGGGGCUCCAUACGAAAGUGUCGAAAGUGAGUGAGUGCAGGCGAGCAGAGACGGUUUGAUUGUUAGCGACUGUGCAAUCUGUAGACUACAACAGGAUUGUACACAACUGUGAACAACAAUAAAGGCUGAUAACGUUUCUGA